AUGGCUCUAUUUAGACGCCGCUCGACACGGACGCCCCUCCACACGGACGCCCCUCCACACGGACGUCGCUCCACACGGACGCCCCUCCACACGGACGGCGCUCGACACGGACGCCCCUCCACACGGACGCCCCUCCACACGGACGCCGCUCGACACGGAUGCCCCUCCACACGGACGCCGCUCCACACGGACGCCGCUCGACACGGAUGCCCCUCCACACGGACGUCGCUCCACAUGGACGCCCCUCGACACGGACGCCCCUCGACACGGACGCCGCUCGACACGGACGCCCCUCCACACGGACGCCGCUCGACACGGACGCCCCUCCACACGGACGCCGCUCGACACGGACGCCCCUCCACACGGACGCCGCUCGACACGGACGCCCCUCGACACGGACGCCGCUCGACACGGACGCCCCUCGACACGGACGCCGCUCGACACGGACGUCCCUCAAAACGGACGCCCCUCGACACGGACGCCCCUCCACACGGACGCCCCUCCACACGAACGCCCCUCCACACGGACGUCCCUCCACACGGACGCCCCUCCACACGGACGUCCCUCCACACGGACGCCCCUCCACACGGACGCCCCUCCACACGGACGUCCCUCCACACGGACGCCCCUCGACACAGACGCCGCUCGACACGGACGCCCCUCCACACGGACGCCCCUCCACACGGACGCCGCUGCAGGGCUGGUUUGCCCAGUUCGAAACUCGGUGAUUGCCAGGAGAAUUUUUAUAGCUUCCACUGA
Messenger RNA from Pygocentrus nattereri (red-bellied piranha), 759 nucleotides. RefSeq names its product extensin-like. The transcript has a single exon. Bases 1 to 759 code for a protein of 252 amino acids. Lineage: Eukaryota; Metazoa; Chordata; Actinopteri; Characiformes; Serrasalmidae. The record is from RefSeq and is a predicted model, not a curated record.